UCUCCACAAUCAUUUCACAGCAACAGAGGAAGCAGCAGCGCGGCGUGUUCCGUCCGUGGAUGAGGACGAUGAGACUCGUUUGAAAACAGAACAAAAGUGGAUUUUACUGUGAAUAUACUUACUGGGUUUUCCACACAUCGAGAUCGAGAGAAAAGUUGAUGUUAUGAUGAGAGCGUGAGCUGGUUCACAGCUGAUUAAUUUUAACGCUUCGGAAAGUGCUCAGCAGAUCUAAAGAGAGUGUAAUAACACAAAACAACAUGGCGUCCACCGAAGAGCCGUCUGGCACGGUCCUGCACCGACUCAUCCAGGAGCAGCUACGCUACGGAAACCCCACGGACACCCGUACCUUGUUAGCCAUCCAGCAGCAGGCUCUGCGUGGAGGCAGUGGGAGCAACAGUGGACCCAGCAGUGGAGGAGACAUGGGCAGGAGUCCACGAUCCUCUCUGGAGAGUCUCAACCAGGAGGACCCUAUGUUCCCCCAGCUCUCUGCGAGGCAGGAGCCUCAGGGCCAGGAGCACCAGGGAGACUACCACCACUCAGAAAGUGGUUAUCAGCUCUACCAGCUGCACGGAGAGGAGCUGCCAACCUAUGAGGAGGCCAAAGCACAAUCUCAGUAUCUUGCCUCUCACUGGACCUCCACGGGCCCAAUCAGGCAACUCCAUGAAGGGAAGCUCCUUCAUGAGGGGGUCUUCCACGAGGAGGCAGAUAUGGUGGAGCCCAAGUGCAGCCAUGUGCGGUCGCUCAGUGAGCAUCGUAUGCAGAUAUCUCUGGAGAGGAACGAUGCAGCCUUUAAAGCAGAGGCACUAAACAGCACCUCGCACAGUUACCCCGAGCUGCCUUACUACAGCCCACCAACCCACCAGAGCACAGGGCUGAGUUUGGACAAACAUAGCCCCCCUCCAGAGUACUCAGUCCCUGUUCAGGGUCAAGGAUUUAUCCCCCACCAGAUCCAGGAGCCAGUGCAGGCACAGCAGCACAGGUAUGUACAGUCAGGUCAGCCGGCUGAAGUCUCCUGCUACACGUUCUCCAGCCUGCCACCUGCUGGUUUGGAGGAGCCCAACCAGGUGGAACUGCUGCUGAUGGAGAAUGAGAGGUUGAGGCAAGAGCUGGAGGCACACAAGGAGAAAAGUGGCCGUAUUGAGAAGCUGGAGCAGGAGAUCCAGCGAAUUUCCGAGGCCUAUGAGACACUGAUGCAGGGCAGCAGUAAGAGAGAGAACCUCGAGCAGACACUGAGGAGGCGGCUUGUGUCUGAGAUCAGGAGGCUGCAGGAUUUCAACAGAGACCUCAGAGAAAACCUGGAAAAUGCCAGGACGCAUGUUGCAAAAGAAGUUCAAGCAGCCGACCAUAAUCAGCACAUCAUGGCCAAACUCCUUGAACAGAAUGAGGAGCAGAACUUCGAGCGGGAGCGCGCAGAGCGAGAGCUGCAGCGCUUGCGAACCACGGCGGAGGAGCAGAGCCUCAGGGCCAAGCGACUUGAGGAGGCCUUGGAGGCGGCUCGAGGACGAGGCCGUCAGCUUGAGGAGGAGUUGAGGAGGAAGAGAGCAUAUGUGGAGAAGGUGGAGAGGCUUCAGAGUGCUUUGGCUCAGCUACAGUCCACCUGUGAGAAGAGGGAGAGUCUUGAGAUGAAGCUGAGGACACGACUUGAGCAGGAGCUGAAGAGUCUGAGGGCGCAACAGAGGCAAACCCAGCCACCAGGAGUGACCAUGAGCUCCCUCCAAGAGCGUCUGCGUGAGCGGGAGGAGCGAAUCCUAGCACUUGAGGCCGACAUGGUGCGCUGGGAGCAGAAGUACUUGGAGGAAAGCACCAUGAGGCAGUUUGCCAUGGAGGUGGCUGCCACUGCUGCUGCGCAGAGAGACACCACCAUCAUUAACCACUCCCCCUGCCACUCCUCUAACAACAGUUUCAACGAAGACCUGCCAGUUGCUGACUACAGGAAUCAAGAGAUGGAGAACAGGAUCCGUGCUCUUUACGCUCAGAUCUUAGAAAAGGACGCAGUGAUCAAGAUCCUCAACCAGCGGUUGCAUCAGGACCAGGGGCGGAAGGAUGAGCAGAAUCCCCGAACAAGUCACCUGAACAUAGCGGGGGCACCUCUCCGACCGGCCUCUUCCACUCCCUCCAUCUGCACCUUCAAGAGUAACACAAAGACUAGAGGUAAGAGUCUUUCCGAUGAUCAGACUUUGCCAAACCGUCAGUUCUCUGCUCAAUCCGAACCUGGAACAUUAGAGCGGCACACGGAGGGAACCAACCCCAAAGAGGCCACCGGCACAACUAAGCUCCACAGUGACAAGGCAGCUCCUAAGAAGUUGCUAUUAGACCCUUUCAGAGGCCUGGAAGAGCUGGAGUCGGAGGCAGUGGAGAUCUUCAUUUAAAAAGGACUGAGGAGUGGAUUUUAAAUGAGGGGUGAAAAGCAAUUCUGAGAAUCUGUGAAGAGUGUCUUUGCAUAGUGAAUGGAAGAAAAUAUUGGAUGCAAGAAUGUUUGUGGAAAGAGGCCAAAGCACGAAAAAAAGGACUGUUUUCACUUUCAAGAGACAGAGCUGUGCUCCGACACAUUUACUCUCACUAAGCUAAGGCAGCUGCAGGCAGUCUGCCCGGGCUGAGGGAGAGAACGAUGAAUCUUCUGAGGUACUUGGACAGUAUUGUGGAUUGUAAUAGGGCAACAUGUUCUCAGAAGGUGUAUGCCGGAAUAUUUAUACAAAUAUAUAUAUUGAUAUAGAUAUAUUAUUGCUGCUCCCCUUGUAUAUUCCCUCUUUAUCUCUCCCCCCCCAAGUCUGGUGAAUUAAGAAGCUACCUAUUUAUCUUAUCUGGUUUCAACAUUCCCCAGAUAUUAAGCCUCCUCAUGUUCUUCUAGAUAAAUACUCAAUAAAAGAUAAUCUAUGUGACCUGCGGUCCCCCUCCUCUCCAGAAAAUGUUAAUCUGAAAAAAAAAAAAACCUCAUUCCCAUCACAUGGGUGUUAUCUGUUUUUGCAGACUUUCCUUUGCUCAAUAAUUUAAGCUGAUAACUCAUGAAACACUGCUGAUUUUAAAUACGCUCUUGCUGUCCACACUCAUUCAGCCCGAGUAGCUGGUUCAACAAAGGCUUUGGAAGGGUGUGAACAAUCGAGAUACAAAAUAUAUUUGGUAUGUUGUUGCCAAACUGACACAGACCUGGUGUUGUUUGUAAUAUUGGGAGGGUGUAGCGUCAUGGUGUUGAUUUCAUCAUCUUUUUUUUAAUUUUUAUUUUAUUGACUUUUUCCUUCUCAGAGUCUGUUUGCAUGUGUGAUUACAGUAUGUGAGUGUGUUUCCUGACGUGGUGAUUCUGCUGGUUUGGUCACCACUGUAGGAUGAAAGUUGAAAACUGCAUCGUGUUGGUUUUGUGUUUGCUGUUAGUUUCAAACUAACACACAGGUUAAUUAUUAUCAUUAUUAUUAUUAUUAUUAUUAUUAUUAUUGUUAUUAUUAUUAUUAAUAUUAUUUACUGUUAUUAUAUAUUUUAUACAGAUGUCUGUAUUGUUGUUUUAGAUAUUAUAGUGCUUUAAGAGAGACGCCAAAGAGUUUAUGUUUGUAUUGUUUGAUGUAAGUUAUGUGCGGACAAUCAUGGUCAUGUCAAGCUGUUCCCAACCAACCGAGUGUUGACUUCAAACAGGCAUUUCUGUGAACUUCAAACAGUAUGAAGGUUUUUACAGUUGAAUUCAUGCAACAUUUCAUAAAGCAAUAAAAUAUUCUAAUAUACCA
This is a messenger RNA of Solea solea (common sole), 3710 nucleotides long. Its product is annotated as angiomotin-like 2a. Bases 258 to 2369 code for a protein of 703 amino acids. The transcript is spliced from 11 exons. NCBI's taxonomy places the organism in Eukaryota, Metazoa, Chordata, Actinopteri, Pleuronectiformes, Soleidae. Gene Ontology annotation, biological process: actin cytoskeleton organization; regulation of cell migration; hippo signaling. The record is from RefSeq and is a predicted model, not a curated record. Gene Ontology annotation, cellular component: cytoplasmic vesicle; plasma membrane; bicellular tight junction.